Heterobilharzia americana is the source of this 755-nucleotide messenger RNA. Lineage: Eukaryota; Metazoa; Platyhelminthes; Trematoda; Strigeidida; Schistosomatidae. The record is from the annotation of a GenBank genome assembly.
UAAACAAAAUAGAAAGACCAAAUCAAUGUAGAACCAUAUGCCAUACUUCCCUUCUCUCAUUGACCAAAUAAAUACAUCACCCUAUUGAAGGCUCUGUGUGGGCGGGUUAGAGCCUAUGGUGAGAUAUCAGAUGAGCUGUGCACGUCGAGUGGUGUCCGUCGAUGAUCCACACUCUUCAUUCUUAUUCAAUUCUAUUAUAGAUGUUCUCAUGGAAGUCUCCUUCUUGACAUCUGACUUCACAGGGAUCGAUCUGAACACAGGAAAAUUUUUGGCAGACCUAGAAUACACAGAUCACAUAAUCGUAUCAGGUGAACAAACUGAUAACAUGCCGAGUCUUUUGAACACAUUGAAUAGCCAACUUACGCCAUAUAUGUCGCUUCCACAAUAUCCGACUGUCUGUAAAGGGUCAAGUUCGCUGUGUUCUACCAUAUGGCUAUCAAACAUCGUCAUUAAAGGUAGGAGAUAUGAGAAGGGUUAAGGUGUUUAAUCACCACUACCUUCACAGCAUACACCCUAUUCCGUCGUCUCACAACAUCACCUGAUUAACACAGAAGUCACAUGGAGACUUUUACCGAGGGAGAAGACGUGCGUCAGUUGACACGACUGUGAAUCUUCAUCCACUCACAUACCUCACUGGCUAUCUAACUGGCUGGCUGGCUGGCUAGCUGGGACAUGAUGUUGUACAUGCCUAACCACCAACUGACUCGCAGAACAAUCUUAGCCGAACUAGGUCCACGCUACAAAAUCCUUCGUGG